Messenger RNA from Rubroshorea leprosula, 2766 nucleotides. The record is from the annotation of a GenBank genome assembly. NCBI's taxonomy places the organism in Eukaryota, Viridiplantae, Streptophyta, Magnoliopsida, Malvales, Dipterocarpaceae.
AACUUCUAUUUAAAAAAUUCAACAUGAGAAAAUAUGGAACAACCCGAAAAAUAAUUAAAAAAAAAAGAGAGAGAAGGUUAGAAAACAGAGACAGCCAAAUACUUUCAAAAACAGAAAACCGAUUGCAAUAAGCCAUUGAUUGAUUUCUAUUUUUCCCUCUUUCCUUCUUCUUCUCCUUCUCCUUCCCUCUCGAAACCCUAGCGAUGGCUUUGUCAUCGACGUUUCGAUGUCCUUAGAACCGGUUUAUUUUGCGGUGUUGCGUGUGUUGUUUCGCCGGAGAAUGGCCAGGAAGCCACUACUGACGAGCCACUCUCCGUCAUUCCGAGUAUUCGCUAGGGUUUCGAGUCCAACAUAAGAAUCAAUCUGGAACAUCUACCACCGUCCGAUCGAUCGAUCAGAGGGAGGGGCAGCGGGAUUGUUCUGCGCAAUCAUGGUGAAGGCGUGGAUGGUGGUCGAGAAGUGGAGGCGGAUCGUAAGGACGGCGUUCUUCAUGGUGGCUAUGGUAGCGUCACUGUUGGCGUCGUCCCUGCCGUUGCUGGUGGCGAUAGGGGACAUCCUUGUGCCGUGCGUUCUGUUGUCUAGCUUCACGUGCGUUACGUGUUACGGCUUCAAGGAGCACUUCCAUAGAUAUGCGUUCAAGAGCUCCCUGACCGAUAUUCCUCUCGUUUCUAUCAUCAGAUCUAUCAUCAUUACUUGUGUAUAUUCAAUGUGUGAUGCACCGGCUGUGUCUCAUGGUCCUUACCUUGGAACUGUGACUCUGUGUUCUUUUCUUUCAAUUUUUCUUCUUUCAGUUAAGGCUUGCGUUUUUACUGUGAAUUCACAAAUUGAGGCCGAGGCUUCAUCUUCCCUUGCAAGGCAAAAGCUUCAUUUGAAGAAGUCGUGGGGGAUGCCUGUGUUGUUUCUUUCUUCAGUUGCUUUUGCUCUGGGCCAUACUGUAAUUGCUUAUAGAACAAGUUGUCGGGCAAGGAGGAAACUUCUCUUUCAUCGAGUUGACCCAGAAGCAGUUCUUUCAUGCAAAAGUGUUUUCUCUGGCUUCCAGAAGGUUCCGCGAUCUCCUACUCCCUCUGCAGGGAAAACUCCAAAAAGUGAUGGUGAAACCAGGAGAAAGCCAUUCGGCCUGGUUCGUGAUGAAGGAGAACUCCCUCUUAGAUUACUUGCUGAAGUUGACAGCUUAUUCAUUGCUUUGCAAGGGCUUACUGUCCAUUACAAGCUUUGCUUGCCUGGUUCACCCCCUCGGAGCUUAUCCUCUGCUACUGUUCUUGAACCCAUUGUUAGUGGCACACCACGAAUGGUUCCAGGAAUGCUGAAGCUUGAUAGGCGAGCACUAAGUGUCUUAUCAAAGCCCCAGUAUCACCAUCUUCACAGGAGCUAUAGCAAUCAAUUUCCCAGCUCCUCUCUAUAUGUUCCACUGUUGGAUGGUUCUGCUACAUCUCCUGCUCUUUCUGAAAAUAUUCCUGUUUUAAGCCUAGAUGGUAUUAGUGAGGAAAACGAAACAAGUAAAUUGAAUCCUGUAACUCUGGAUCUAGAUAUGGAGGAAAAUGGCCAGGUUGGUAUUGUUUUAGUGCAUGGGUUUGGAGGUGGGGUCUUUUCAUGGAGGCAUGUGAUGGGAGUGCUGGCUCACCAAGUUGGUUGCACUGUUGCUGCUUUUGAUCGACCUGGAUGGGGUUUAACUUCUAGGCCAAGUAGGAUGGAAUGGGAGGAGAAAGAAUUGCCUAAUCCUUACAAGCUUGAAACACAGGUUGACUUGCUUCUCUCUUUCUGCUCUGAGAUGGGCUUUUCUUCAGUGAUUCUUGUUGGUCAUGAUGAUGGAGGUCUGCUUGCUUUGAAAGCUGCACAAAAAGUUCAAGCAUCAAUGAAUUCUUUCAAUAUUUCUAUCAAAGCAUUGGUAUUGCUAAGUGUUUGCUUGUCAAGAGAAGUUGUUCCUGCCUUUGCUAGGAUACUCAUGCGAACUUCACUGGGAAAGAAGCACUUGGUUCGUCCUCUUUUGCGAACAGAAAUUACGCAAGUGGUCAAUCGACGUGCUUGGUAUGAUGCCACAAAAUUAACAACAGAAGUUUUGAGCCUCUAUAAGGCUCCUUUAUGUGUAGAGGGUUGGGAUGAAGCUCUUCAUGAGAUAGGGAGGCUGUCAUAUGAAACAUUCAUUUCACCACAAAACGCAGCAUCACUGCUGAAAGCAGUUGAAGAGAUGCCAGUGCUGGUCAUAACAGGUGCUGAAGAUGCCCUUGUUUCUCUUAAAUCUUCUCAAGCAGUGGUUUCAAAACUUGUAAAUUCUAGACUAGUUGCAAUAUCUGGUUGUGGCCAUCUUCCACAUGAGGAGUGCCCCAAGGCAUUACUUGCAGCAAUGUCCCCCUUCAUAAGCAGAUUGCUACUUAGACCAGAAUUGCAAAGGCGAUAGGAUACGUUGGUAACUUACAUAAUAGCUGUGAUCUUGUAGGUCUUUUUUUUUUUUCUUUUUUUUUUCCACCCUCUCUUUUAAAGCAAUUUAUCCCAAGAAGGAACUUAACAUAAUCUCUUCUUUUCAUGGGUAAAUUUUGAUGCCUUCAGAGCCUUUCCCUAGCCCUAAUUCUCUAGGGUUAUAGAGCUCUCACUUGUAUUUUUUUUUUUAAAUUGGUUAUUUACCUUCUCUUUUCCUGCUCUUUUGUGUUUCUUAAUUAUGUUAAGGUCUUAAAUUAUGAAUGUGUUUGAUUGAACAGUUGUAAUUUGCCACUUAAGAGAGUGGAAAAUAGAAUAUAUUAUUUGUACAUUCAAUAGAUUGGAAAUGAGAAU